GUGUGCAUGCGUGAGUGAAUGGUGUGUGAGUGUGCCCUGCGAUGGGCUGGCCCCCCAUCCUGGGUUGUUCCCUGCCUCGUGCCCAUUGCUUCCGGGAUAGGCUCCAGACCCCCCGCGACCCAGUAGGAUAAGCGGUUUGGAAAAUGGAUGGAUGGAUGGAUUAGUCUGGCAGCUUCAGCAUAACACAGGCAGGACCUGCAGACUGCACACACAGAGCAAAGGCAGGACCAAAAGCCUACGCCCUGGACGUUUGAACCAGUAUGGCUACCCACAGAACCACAGUACUGUCCUGUGGCAUGACAAAAAAAGAACAAUUAACUGAACUUAAUGGAAACCGGAUGAAGAGAAUAAACCACUGGAAAAUGGAGGGGGGAACCUAUUGAUAAUGAAGUAGAAACCAAUGCAAUGGCAUCAACAGAAGAUUUUGAUUGGGGUGGCCAUCAGGGGGCAGAUGUGUUUUUGGGGGUGGCCUCGCGGCAUUGUAUUUAUUCUAUGGUUCCACUUUUAUUAAUUUGAUGUGGGGUGGUGAUAAAUUAACUUGGGUUUCAAUUCGAGACAAGUCUGCAGAUUAAUUUACAUAUAGUAUGUGACGUAUUAUUACCUUGUAAGUCUCUAGAUUUUGCCAACUACCCCAACUCUUUUGAUGUAGCCCGUUUUAGGUUAAUAGUGGAAUACUACAGGUUUGCCGGAAGAUUUAAGCUCGAGUCAAGCGAUAUGCGUGGGAGUUGGCAAUCUGCUGUUAUAAGAUACGUUUUUGUAUUUAGUACGUGUUAUCGACACUUAAGUCUACAAGGUGUCUAAUACCUAAGGGAGAUGCGACGUUUAUCAGUUGAGCCACGGGCAGUAUUUAGCUAAUGUUUCCAUCAUUUCCACUGCGUGGCAAACUGCUUCUAUUUUUCUUUUUAAAAAAAUACGCCCGUCCAGCAGAGGGCGCCAACAAAACUGCACGGUCACCGAAAAAAAAAUUAGAAAAGAAGAGAAGAAGACACAAGGAACUUGGAGGAUAGUGUUACGUCAAGCAGCGAUGAAUCAGAAUCUGCGCGAAUACGGUUGAAAAAUGAAGCUGACAGUUCCAAGAGGGAGUCCGGAACGCCUUUGAUGUUCGGCAGAGGAUUUAGAGGUCGUGUCUGACUAGCGAGCCACUUUUGUGCGUCGAUAAACCACCGGUGGUCAUCCACGCCGCUGCCAGCAUCCCAACUCUGUGACGUCCGAGGACCCCUCCCCUGCUCCAGAGAAGCCCUGCCCUCCAGAGAUGGCAUCACCUCAGCUGAAGUACCUGUCCUUGGGGGUGCUGGUGCUGCAGACCACCUCGCUGGUGCUGACCAUGCGCUACUCCCGCACUCUGCCUGGCGACGGACCACGAUAUCUGGCCUCCUCAGCUGUGGUGAUUGCUGAACUGCUCAAAAUAGUCACGUGUGUCUUGCUCGUCUUCAAGGACCACAGUUACAGCGUCAGGGCGUUGAAUAGCGUGCUCACGGAAGAGAUCUUGAAGAAGCGCAUGGACACGCUGAAGCUGGCCAUCCCUUCAGGCAUCUACACCUUGCAGAACAACCUGCUGUAUGUCGCUCUAUCCAACCUGGAUGCGGCCACCUACCAGGUGACGUAUCAGCUGAAAAUCCUGACAACCGCCCUGUUCUCGGUCUCCAUGCUGGGCCGCCGACUGAGCGUGUACCAGUGGCUCUCGUUGCUUAUCCUCAUGACUGGGGUGGCCCUCGUGCAGUGGCCCUCGGAGUCCUCGUCCCCCGAUGAGAAGCAGCUGUCCGCCGGCUCCCAGCUAGCUGGGGUCAUGUCCGUACUGGUUGCCUGCUUCUCCAGUGGCUUUGCGGGCGUCUACUUCGAGAAGAUCCUGAAGGAGAGCAAGCAGAGUGUCUGGGUCCGCAACAUCCAGCUGGGGUUGUUUGGUUUGGUGUUUGGACUGAUGGGGAUGUUUGUUUACGAUGGCGAGAGGGUGAAGGAGUCCGGAAUGUUCCAGGGCUAUAACAAGAUCACCUGGACGGUCGUCGCGCUGCAGGCUCUAGGGGGGCUGGUAAUUGCUGCUGUUAUCAAGUAUGCAGACAACAUCCUGAAGGGCUUCGCCACGUCACUCUCCAUCAUCCUGUCCACUGUCAUUUCAUACUUCUGGUUGGAGGACUUUGAUCCUACCAGCAUCUUCUUCCUGGGCACCUUGCUGGUCAUCGUUGCCACCUUCCUCUACGGUUAUGAGGGAGGGCCAUCGCCCAAUCCAAGCCGUGCCUGAAGUGGCCCUGCUGACAAGAGCCGGGGGGUGGUAGGGGCUUGGGAUUAGGGGAGUGGACAUCUCGGCGAGGAGAAGAGGCCUUGCUUUGGAGGAUUCGUAUUGUGAGGGAAGGAGAAGACGUGGUGGUGAGGGGCUGGAGGUGGUGGGGAAUGCAGACAUGAGACGCAAAGCCUGUCAGUCCUGUGGAAAUAUGAGAAAGGAGCAAUUUACCAGAUGCCACACCCACUGCAAGCACUGCAAAAAAACUGGGUCUGGUAGUUGCCUCCCCCCCCCCCCCCCCCCCCCCACUACAUUCCAGUAGCCCCUUCCUUAGGUUAUGCCCUCCGUAGCACCUCUGAUUUCCAGCUGGGAGUACUGGAUGAGAUCCUGACUCUCAAAACCUAGAGUUUUUUUUUUUGUCUGUAUAUUUGGGAAGAAACAUUUUUAAAGUAUGAAUGUGUUCUGAGGUCAUAAUGUGUAUAAAUGAGGAAUAAAACAUUUCUAUUUAAA
This is a messenger RNA of Brienomyrus brachyistius, 2725 nucleotides long. It is a transcript of the gene slc35a3b, whose product is annotated as solute carrier family 35 member A3b. Gene Ontology annotation, biological process: pyrimidine nucleotide-sugar transmembrane transport. The transcript has 8 exons. NCBI's taxonomy places the organism in Eukaryota, Metazoa, Chordata, Actinopteri, Osteoglossiformes, Mormyridae. Gene Ontology annotation, cellular component: Golgi membrane. Bases 1253 to 2236 code for a protein of 327 amino acids. The record is from RefSeq and is a predicted model, not a curated record. Gene Ontology annotation, molecular function: UDP-galactose transmembrane transporter activity.